Messenger RNA from Polyodon spathula (Mississippi paddlefish), 6654 nucleotides. RefSeq names its product receptor tyrosine-protein kinase erbB-2-like. NCBI's taxonomy places the organism in Eukaryota, Metazoa, Chordata, Actinopteri, Acipenseriformes, Polyodontidae. The record is from RefSeq and is a predicted model, not a curated record. Gene Ontology annotation, biological process: positive regulation of MAPK cascade; multicellular organism development; protein phosphorylation. The coding region runs from base 1501 to 5256 and encodes 1251 amino acids. Gene Ontology annotation, cellular component: signaling receptor complex; basal plasma membrane. Gene Ontology annotation, molecular function: ATP binding; transmembrane receptor protein tyrosine kinase activity. The transcript is spliced from 28 exons.
CUGCCUGCUCUGCACAUUCCACAAGACACAGCGCCCCUAUGGGCUGGGGGGACACACUGCUGUCACCUCUUUACACCAUUAUACUGGACUGGAAGAGCUCUGUGUCUCUCUCCCUUCAUUUGGUCUCCGCUCAGGAACCCAGCAGUGAAUCUCAGACCCAGUCCGUGAGGGAAUCCUGCCCCUGGAAAGAGCUGUUUGACACAACAGGCAGUGGGAGGGAUGAGGUUCAUUCAGUUCAAGAGAGCCUCUGAGGUGAUGCCCCGCAUGGCUGCAGAGACCCGAAUGUCAACGACCCAGGGAAGAUGAUGACUCACUCGUCUCUAGUCCGCUACGGCCAAUAAAAGGCCAAGAAUAACACUGGAGUGAAGUCGCUCUGAGAAGCUGUGCUGUUCUCAGUCGCUGUCGAUACAAAGUCAGUCAUUGUUGCUCUUCAGCCCCCAGCCAGGGAUCAGGAAUAGCUUCAACCACCCCUCUGCGUUCAGGACACAAUGCCCCUAUUGAGAAGAGCACCCUUAGGGUUAGUGCAUGCAAUGCUGCGGAGUAGCCCUUUACACACUGCUCCCAUCCUACAGCAAGCUCUGCAGGCCUGUUACGCCCAGUGGGGUAUUGUGGGGGAUCUCUUAAGGAUCAAAUAAGGAUCCUGGGAGAUCUCAUAAGGAUCAGCAGAGUGGCAGGGCCUGGUCGUGAGGACAGGUGAGUUGAAACAAGUCUUCCUGCUUAUUACCUGGGAUUAAUGCAACUCUACACUGGUUCUUUUACUCUCACUGUUUUUUCUCUCACACUCUCUUUCACUCCUCUCACACUCAUCCCUCUCUUACACUCUUCUCUUUCUCCCUCACAUUCCUCAUCUCUCCUGAGGCACUCUGUGCAGGAGGUGAAUAAUGUUCAGAAGGAGAGUUUCCACCAGCAGCACCAGGUGCCCUGUCUGCUCCAGCAGUCUCAGAGUGCGCUGCUCAGCCUGGACUUGCUGGGUGGGCCAGUGAGGGAAUACCAGCUGCCCCUCUUCACCCUAGCGGAGCAGAGCGGCAAGGCCCAGGUUAGCCCCGCCCUCCAUGGAGCCUGUCCAACCAAGAGAGAGAUCAGUGACAUCACUAGGGACAUACCGCAGACUCUCACAACCAAUCAGGAUGGACUUCUGUUCUGGAAUAAAAACAUUGUACUUAUCCGGCCACUUUGAAAGUGUAAAUAUAAUCCCCUCACAGAGGUUACUUACAAAGAAAAUAUGAGUCCUGCUCCUCGCAGCAGGACACAGUUCAUAUUAAUACUGGGAAGUCAGGCACAAGCCCAGUCUCGGGUAGUCACGUCAUCAUUCUGAAGAAAGAAGAGAUCGCAUUAGACCAGUAAGAGCUUCACUAGCAUUCACACUCAAUCUGAGCCACACUGGGAUCUGCAGCUUCAUCACCCUGGUACACCAAUGACCCAGUUUUAUGAUUUAAGUUGGAUCUGUGGCCUGGAGAGCAAUGCCCGCUGAUCAGGGCCCUGGUGUGCACUGGCACUCUUAUGAAGCUGGCUCUGCCUUCCAGUGUGCAGAAUCAGUACGAGACUCUGAAGAAGCUCUACACUGGCUGCCAGGUGGUGCAGGGAAACCUGGAGAUCACUCACCUGCAGGGGGUGCUUGACCUGGACUUCCUCAAGGGUAUCACGGAGGUGCAGGGCUACGUUCUCAUCGCUGACACGGCCGUUGAUUUCAUUCCUCUGGAGAAUCUCCGCAUCAUCCGCGGCACUCAGCUCUACCAGGACACCUUCGCCCUGUCGGUGCUGAACAACAGCAUGCUGAGGGAGCUCCGCAUGAGGAACCUGACUGAAAUCCUGCUAGGAGCAGUGAAGAUUUCUGGGAAUUCUCAACUGUGCUAUCCAGAGACUGUUAAAUGGAAAGACGUUCUGGAUCAGGGCAACAAAUACAACGUGAUCAUUGAUACAGCAUCACGCACAUCAGCCUGUGCACCAUGCUCUGCAGCCUGUAAUCAGUCCUGCUGGGGGGCUGGAGAGCAGCACUGUCAGACAUUGACUCACCAGUGUGCCUCGGGCUGCCAGCGCUGUAAGGGAUCCCUUUCCAGUGACUGCUGCCAUCAACAAUGUGCUGCCGGCUGCACCGGGCCCAAAGACACUGACUGCCUGGCAUGCCGACAUUUCAAUGACAGCGGCACCUGCAAGGAAAACUGCCCGCCCCUGACUGUCUACAACCCUGUCACCUACCAAUCAGAUCCCAACAAGGACAGGAAGUACAGCUUUGGAGCCACCUGUGUCACUGAGUGCCCAUAUAAUUACCUUGCCACGACUGUGGGCUCCUGCACUCUCGUGUGCCCGCCUGACACUCAGGAGGUGAUAGUGAAUGGGGAGCAGAAGUGUGAAAAAUGCAAUGGCCCAUGUCCUAAAGUCUGUGAUGGUCUUGGGAUGAAUUCCCUCAGAGGGGUCCUUGCUGUCAACUCCUCCAACAUCGAACGCUUCAUCGGCUGCUCCAAGAUCUUCGGUGACCUGGCCUUCCUGCCAGAGACUUUCCAGGGUGAUCUAGCAACAAACACAUCUGCCCUGGAUCUGAGGAAACUGAAUGUGUUUAAGAGCGUCACAGAGAUCACAGGGUUCCUUUACAUUGAAGCCUGGCCUGAUAACUGGACCGAUCUGAGUGUCUUUGCGAACCUUGCUGUGAUUCGCGGACGCAUGCUGUACAGGGGUGUGUUUGCUCUUGGAAUUCAGAAACUGAACAUUGAGGCACUGGGUCUUCGCUCGCUGAAAGAGGUCAGUGGGGGUCUGGUUCUGAUCCACCAGAACCCUAGGCUCUGCUAUACGUCCACAAUCCUCUGGGAAACCAUCUUCAAGAACCGGCAGCCAGAGGUCAUCCAGAGUGCCAACAAAGCAGCUGAGCUCUGCGUGGCAGAAGGCAGGGAGUGUCACCACCUUUGCACCAAUGGGAGUUGCUGGGGGCCAGGACCCAGCCAGUGUGUUUCCUGUGAUGGUUUCCUACGCGGACUUGAGUGUGUCAAGUCAUGUAACAUCCAUGAGGGGGAUGACCGGGAGCAUGUCGAUGGCUCACACUGUGUUUCCUGCCACUCGGAGUGUCUGCCACAGAACAACAGCUACACCUGCACCGGCCCGGGUGCUCAUCAGUGUCUAGAGUGUCGUCAUUUCAAAGACGAGCUGUCCUGUGUGGAGAGGUGCCCCAGUGGGGUGAAGGGGGAGGACUUUGUCACCAUCUGGAAAUAUCCCAAUGACAACAAUGUGUGCCAGACUUGCGAGAGCAACUGCACUCAUACAUGCUCCACACUGGAUGAGAAGGGCUGCCCUAUCAACCAGAAACCUGGCCCAGGCACCUCCAUCGCUGCUGCAGUGGGUGGGGUCAUGCUGUUCCUUAUCCUGUUGGCCCUGCUAGUGACCUACCUGAGGAGACGCAAACACCUGAAGAGGAAGGAGACUAUGAGGAGGUUACUGCAGGAGCAUGAGCUGGUGGAGCCUUUGACCCCCAGUGGCGCCCUGCCAAACCAAGCCCAGAUGAGGAUCUUGAAGGAGACAGAGCUGAAGAAGGUCAGAGUGUUGGGAUCGGGAGCAUUUGGGACCGUGUACAAGGGAAUCUGGGCUCCGGACGGAGAGCAUGUGAAGAUCCCUGUGGCCAUCAAAGUGUUGCGGGAAAACACAUCACCCAAAGCCAACAAGGAGAUCCUGGAUGAAGCAUAUGUGAUGGCGGGGGUUGCCAGUCCCUAUGUGUGCCGCUUGCUGGGGAUCUGCCUCACCUCCACAGUGCAGCUAGUGACUCAGCUCAUGCCCUAUGGCUGCCUUCUGGACUAUGUAAGAGAGAACAAGGACCACAUCGGCUCCCAGUACCUGCUCAACUGGUGUGUGCAGAUUGCCAAGGGCAUGAGUUACCUGGAGGAAGUGCGAUUGGUGCACAGGGACCUGGCAGCCCGCAAUGUGCUUGUGAAAAACCCCAACCACGUGAAAAUCACUGAUUUUGGCCUCGCACGACUGCUGGACAUCGAUGAGACGGAAUACCACGCUGACGGAGGGAAGGUCCCAAUAAAGUGGAUGGCUCUGGAGUCAAUUCUACACAGGAAGUUUACACAUCAGAGUGAUGUCUGGAGUUACGGAGUCACCGUUUGGGAGCUAAUGACUUUCGGAGCAAAGCCGUAUGACUUGAUCCCAGCUCGAGAAAUUCCGGAACUCCUAGAGGGGGGGGAGCGGCUCCCCCAGCCCUUGAUCUGCACCAUCGAUGUUUACAUGAUCAUGGUGAAGUGCUGGAUGAUCGACCCGGAGAGCCGGCCCAAGUUCCGAGAGCUGGUGACGGAAUUCACUGGCAUGGCGCGAGACCCGCCCCGAUACGUGGUCAUCCAGAAUGAUGAGCAGAUGAAUCUGGCCAGUCCAGUCGACAGUCACUUUUUCCGCACGUUGCUGGAGGAGGAGGAGAACAUCAAAGAGCUCCUGGACGCUGAGGAGUACCUUGUCCCCCAGCCAGGCUUCUUCGGAACUGGAACAGAACCGUCCACCAACGGGAGAACUAGGGUCCCGUCCAACGGGAGCACUGACCACAUUCUGGAGGGGGAGGGGACUUCAGGGGGCAGAAGUCUGUACUCCUCAGUCACCACUCUGGGGCAGAGCCAGUAUCCCACACUGCCUCGUGGUGGGCAUGGCCAGUACCCCUUGGUGUCAACAGGGGGGUGGAGUCAGUACCCCUCUCUGGCCCGUAGUGUCUCCGAGCGCUCUGCCGGGGGGUAUUCAGACUCUGUGUUUGUGGAGGGAGACAGGGCAGCAGGGCCACUGCCCCACAAUGCCCCCUGCAGGGACAAUAGCAUAGCACAAAGAUACUGUGAGGACCCCACACUGAGCCUGGGGCAGGACACUGAAGGAGACCUGGAGAUCGAUGGCUACAUCACCCCUACCUCCACACUGUCCCGGCCUGAGUAUAUGAACCAGGCGGAUCAGAGCCCAUGUUCCGGCAGUCUGGCUCAGCGACGGCAGGACAGUUGGACCCUGGAGCGGCCAUGCCCUGUGCCCGGACAGAGCUCCUCGAGAGAGGGAGGCAAGUGCCUGCCCAACGGGUUCGGGGGCGCAGUGGAGAACCCUGAGUAUCUGAGCCUCCAGGAGCCCCCCGGCAGCAGCUCCCCUGCCUUUGACAACCCCUACUAUUGGGACAUGGACCCAGCAGGAAGGCCCGGUGCGGGGCUCACACCUGCAGAGGUAAGCAGCUUCAGCACCCCCACAGCAGAGAACCCCGAGUACCUGGGGCUGGCAAAGGCCUGGAGUGGGGUGAGGGAGCCUCGCUCCUAACAGACUGGGAGGAAAGGCAGGGCUGUGCAGAUGCUCCUCUGGAGGGUAGUGGCCAGGAGAAAGAGGAUGGGCUUUAUCACUGAAGGUGAUUGGAAGAGCUGGCAGUCAGGCAUGCUGCACCUCCUGGUUAUUUAAAGAGUUAAUUUAUCGGUAUUCUCUGGAAGUGACAUGACUGUCUUUUAGCUGCCGCUAUCCAGCUUUCAGUCUAUAUAGUAACCAGUUUGCUCUUUCUUCUACCUUCAUGAGUAACAAGAUGCUUGGUUAUCAUUCUUUACGUGAAAAGCAGGAAAGGUGUUCAAUCCAGUCCUGCACAAUAGGAUCGAACUGCACUGCAGUGGCACAGAACUUUAUUACACAACAGAACCACCCCCUGUGGAGAUCCAAGAGACUUCUCUUUUGGUCUCUUAUCUCAAUGGCAGCCAAAAGGAAACUGUUCUCAGAAAUAACCUCCUCAGUGUCAGCAGCUAAUUGCUCUACUGUUUAAAAAGCAGUGGCUUUACCACUAUAGGGGAUCAAACCAGUCACAUGUGAAUAACAGAAAGCAAAUCCACAGUCCUGAAAGCAUUUUAACAGUUAGUGUUGCCACCAUGUGGCAACAUCCUGGGGGUUUUCAAAGCAAUCGCUAAAGAACCUGUAGUGAAAUACUGGAACUCGCUCUCCAUUCUUGCUAGUCAGAUCUUCCCUGGUAGUGCCACAUGGUUUUUCGAUUGAAGGACUGCAGGGCCUCUCUUGUAUAUUUCUACACACAUACUGAGAAAGUGAUACAGUGUACAGGUAAUGUGUACGUCAAUCAGAAUAUUGUGUACCUGAUGCAGGUACUGAAUUUUAAACAAAUAAUGUGUGCAAGUAUUAAACAUUGUAUGUGUGUAAUAUAUAUAUAACACUGUGAGCAACCCUCCUGGUUAACAAACUCAAUAAAUAAAUGCAGGUCCAAUAUAUAGCUAAAUAGGCACUGAACACCUUGCACAGGGAACGUGUACCUGACAAUCGGAGGAAGUUUUUUUUUAAAUUUUUGUUACCAAAAGGGAGCUAUGGAGGGUCACUCAGUGACUGUUAUUUCUUCAGAUGCAUUUAAACAAAUUGUAAAAACCGAAAACUGUAUAUUUUAUACCUGUACAUUUUUUUAUGGUACAAAAUGUGGACAAUGCAAUAAUAUGAAUGACUGCUGUUGCACUUUUGGUAUUUUAAUUAUUAUUAGAUUGCUCACAUUUCACGCUAUGUUACAAAUCCUAUCAAAGCUAAUGGCCUGUAACUGUGUUUGCUUUGUGGACUGUUGGGAAGGGUUGAUGAUGUAAUACUUUUUCAAUUCUUCAGCUGCCAGUUACUAAUAAUUUAAUGGCGUUUCUCAUUUCCAAUUGUACAGCUUGGAUGGAUGGAAAAUAAAUGUACUCUUUUUUA